CUCAGUGCCUUGCGUGUACCGGAGUCGAACGCAACGCCGCUGCCGCCGACUGCGCCGCUCCGACCAACCAACUGGCCAGCCAACCCACCCUGUUCCGCACCGCCCCCUGCCCCUUCCGCAGCCACUGGCGUUCUUAUUAGAUUUUAUGGCGGCUCCGACUUAGAACACAAUCGGAAUCAGAAAGAGAAACAGAAACAGAAACAACAACACGUCGACGGUGGGUCGGCCGCGCCUUUGGUCGUUUCAUCCCGCUCCGUUCCACCCCGUUCCACUUGCCAUUCGUUUCGUUCUCGCGCCGUUAGAAUCGCCGUCGCUGUCGCUGCCGACGUCGCCGCCGUCGCCGCCGCUGGCUGACUUAUUGGCUUUAAGCGAAUUUGAACGUCGCUCGAACUUUUAUUCAGCGUGUUGGUUCCAUCGUGUGAGCAACUCUGAAACGCUACACAUUCGAAGCGGAAACUGAAAACUGAAAAAAAACACAAACCGAAACACACAAAGAUACCCCCUACAAAACAAAAAUCAAAUCAAACUAACCCCACAAAAAACUCGCGAUACGCAAGUGCUAAAUGCGAUAUUAAACAUAUUGUAAAGCCGCCAACAUAGAAAUCCCAGAGAUAUUACUACUAAUAUUUUUUUGAAGUGUUGAACCCGCAAAGUGCUUUAAACAACAACAACUACAACUACCAAAAUGCCUUACAACAGCGUCACGCUUUAGUGGUACAAGUACAAGUGUCAAGUCCCCACCCCUUUCGCAGAGACCCAUUUGAAACUGAACGAAAAAGGAGGCCCAAACAGGUGUCCGCCUGCCGACAGGCCAACGAAACACGCCGGAGACAAUCAGCAAUCAGCAGUCAGCAGUCAGCAGCAGGUGGGCAGCAGAGCUCCUCCACCAGAGAGAGCGAGAUCCCCCAACAGUUCAGCUCAGCGGAGUUCAGCUCGGAACGGCGAUUUGUGCAUUUAAUGAUUCGCCGCCGAUGUGAAGCGAGGUGCCGGCUGUUCGACGUUCAACGCAUUCGCUCGGCCUUAGCGCUCUGAGCAACAACAAAAGUCGGGGACCUGAGCCGAUGGAGCCGAUGGAUCGGCCAUACUCCUCCAAAAGCACCCUCUCCCUAAGAAAAGCCCUGAAAAAGGCGAAAAAGGAAGAACUGUAAUUUUUUAACUUGUGAUAAGCGGAAAAGUGAAAAGUGUGUGCCUCCAGAACCCAUAAUAUAUACACAUAUAUACAAGAAUAUAAAGAGAUAUACAAGAGAAUACUUUUUGGCAUAGUCCAACCAACCAAUGCAACGCGUAGGCCUUCAACUGUGAUUUAAGAAUACAAAACAAAAAAAGCAAAACAAAAAUAAGAAACCCCGUUCGUUACGUUUAAUUUUAUUAGUUCGGUUUAGUUAUUUUGUUCAACUCUUUGCGUGUGCAACAGCUUACCGAUUAGAUAGCCAUGUUCAACUCCAACAUACCGGCCUCCUCCCUGCUCGGGAUCGACAACAGCGGCCUCCUGAUGGGCGGGCACACGCCCAAGACGCCGGAGAUCCUGAACUCGCUGAUCGCCAUGACCAACCCGCUGGACAGCUUCAGCUUCAGCUCGGCGGCGGCAGCGGCCGUUUCCGCCGCUGUUUCCGCCUCCGCCGCCUCCUCGGCCUCCUGCAGUGCCGCCUCCACGCCAGUGGUCACCGUGCGUCACUUCAACGGUCAUCCCAACGGCCAGUCGCACUCCCAGGACAGCAGUCAUUCCAGUUGCUCCGGAUCGCCGCUAGACUCCCCAGCGGGCACGGCCACCACGCCCAGCGUCCAACAGACCUGCUCGCGUCUGAUCAAGGAGGGCCUGAAGCUGUCCAUCCAAAGCAAGCGCAAGCUGUCCACCUGCGACUCCAGCUCCGGAUCGGAGCAGCCGCAUUCGAAGUACUCGCGGCGCAGCAGCAACCACAACGGGCACAGCGGCAGCAGCAACAACUACAGCGGCAGCCUGAGCAACGCCAACGACCUGGACGACGACUGCGAGGAGUCGAGCGACGAGGACAGCGAGACCAAGUCGCAGCCGAAGGGCCUGACUCCGGAGGACGAGGACCGCCGGCGGAGGCGCCGCGAGCGCAACAAGAUCGCGGCCACCAAGUGCCGGAUGAAGAAGCGCGAACGCACCCAGAAUCUGAUAAAGGAGUCGGAGGUGCUCGACACCCAGAACGUCGAGCUGAAGAACCAGGUGCGUCUGCUGGAGACCGAGCGCCGCAAGCUGAAGGACAUGCUCCAGUCGCAUUGCUGCCAGCGGGCCGGAGGCUACCAACUGCCCACCCAGCUGCUCCAUUCGCCGGCACAGAAGUACCUCAACGAGCUGGAACUGGAGUCGACGAGCGGCGGCGGUGGCGGCGACAUGACCAACUCGGGCAACAGCCAGCGGCUGCAGAGCAUACCUUCGAUUGCCACCUUCAAGUAUGGCUCCAAAACAGCGGCGGCCAUGGCCCAGCAGCUGCCCAGUGGCUACUGCAAGCCCUCGCCCAGUGCUCAGGAGUUCGAGCACGCCGGCUACCAGCAGCAACAGUCCCUGAAUCCCGCCGGCAACAGCAUCGUCGAGCAGCAGCAGUCGAAUCCCAGUCCCAGCCUGAUUUCCGACUAUGUGCCCAACUGCGAUGGCCUGAACGGCGGCGGCGGCGGCAGCAGCAGCAACAACAACAGCAGCAGCAACGCCAGCAGCAACACCAGCAGCAACGCCAGCAGCAACAUCAGCAGCCACACCAGCAACAUCAGCGGCCUCAGCAGCAACGCCACGAGCAAUAACAGCAGUACAACGCCCACCGCCACCAGCAGCGCCAUUGAGUUUGUCAAGAACGAGCUGGUGGACUCGCAGAGUCCCUACACCACCGCCCUGAGUGCCGAGCGCUUCCUGUUCGAACCCAGCGAUGGUUUCCCGGACAUCAAGCAUGCCUGCGUUCUGCCCUUGCCCUGCGGCACCAAUGGCCUCAACAUGGCCAGCGUGGUCCACACGAACGGCGGCACCGGAAGUAACAAUAGUAAUAACAACAACAACACCCACCUGAUGGACUUCCACCAGGGCCUGCAUAAUGGCAACAUAGGUGUUGGAGUGGGCGUUGGAGUGGGCGUGGGCGUUAUGACCCCCUACGAUGAUGAGCAGCUGCUGCUGCUGAAGAACGGCUGCUAUGCCACCGAUCUGCUGGCCCAACUGGAAGGCGGCGAGUAUGUGGAUCUGGACGCAGCCACCGCCUUUAUGAACAACGGCAGUUGCCUGGCGUGAGGAAGGGCACCGGACAGGGAGCGGGAUCGAGACCGCGACCUGCUGCUCCUAGCCUUCGAUCAGCCCAACAGCCAACAGGAGGAGCAACACCAUCAGCAGCAGCAGCCACUGCAACAUCCUGUUGAGAAAGAGGAGCCACCGGCCAGUCCACAACUAGACAGGCAGGUGGAACUCGAGCUCGAAAUGGAACUGCAACUGGGAGAGGAGCAGGAUCCGGCUUGGGCCCAUGUAGACUACUGGUGCUAGGCCAUCAUCCCUAUACUAAUGUUAAUCUUAACCGCCACUCAUUGACUAAGCAAAAGCCGGAGUACAGAAAACGAAGCUGCAGUCCCCUUAAAAACAAAGCAUAACGUAUAACCCAAAUCCCAAUCCGGCCUUACCUUACAAUAGCUUAAAUACUUCCACUUCUUUUUUUAACUACCACAUCAAUAGUCCAUAAUAUUUUUUAAAAAAGAUUUAGUUUUACCCCAGCAAUCCAAGAUCUUCCAAUAGCAGAUUCCCCCAGUAAGGUCCCCCAUCCCGCAAUUCAAACAAGGACCACUCGAAUAUAAUACCCCACAAGUACCCAAAACCAUCCCAAACAAACCCCUUAACCUUUGAUCCCAAGUCCGCCUGGAGCCGGCAUCCAGCCUGUGGCUUGACUACCUCAUGAAGAAAGAAGCAGAAACAAUUAACAAGUAACUAUCAUUAAAGAACUGUAAAGAGUAAGGUGUAAGGAGCGUAGAAAGCAGAAUCAGAAUUAGAAGCGAGGAGAGCACACAAACACACGCGCAGCGAAGAACGAAGCACUUGCACAACUGUACAUAACCCAACUUUUGACACGAUUACUAGGUAUAUCGAUAACAUUCCAUUGCAAGCCUGCUACAUAACAAAGUCGAACGAAGAAGAAGAGCAGUGAUCAACUGCGAGCAGUCACAUCCGCAUCAGUAAUUAUUAAUUUUAAUUUGUUCAAUCCCUUUUCAAGCGUAUUUUUGUUUGCUCUUUGCUCCCCCCAACGAAGCCUUAAAAAUAAUAUUAACCAUGCCUAUUGUAUGUCUGUGUAAACAAUCGGGAGAUUAGAGAGGAGGGUAAUUCAAGUUGAGAAUCCGAUGCAGAAGCAGGAGGAAAAAUAGGAAGCCCAUGCGAUAAGACGUUUGAUAUUUUUUUCUAAAACCUAGGCUUAGUCAGUGAUAAAACCUAUAUAUACCGUAUAUAUAAACAAAAUACUUGUAUGAAUUUUUGUUUUUUUUUGUGUCCAUACAUUGUAAGCUAUGUUUAAACGAUGAACGAAAAAAUUGUGUAAGCUGUUGCCUUAAUCAAAAAUGAAAACGACAAAAAAAUAUCUUUCAAUUGACAACUAAAACUAAAUUAAUAAUCUACACUUUGUUACAUCUUUUGCAAAACUAAUCUACAUAUACAAGAACAACAAAAUAUUUAAUUAUUAUAAAUAUAAAAGAAGAGAUAUAUGAAAUGCGAUAUGUACAUAUACGUAUGAUAUAUGAAUUGGUGGAAUCGAAGACCUUAAAGUGCUGCUAAAAUUGAAACUUUGCAACUCCUUUCAACUUGCGCCUUAUUACAGUUAAACGACAAAACCACUUUUGUAAUUUAUACGAUAUACAUAAAAAAGAAACGUCGAAGAAUAUAUAUACAAGCGUGUACUAAAAGAAAGUAAUAUAUUUGUGUGUGUCUAUUGCUUGAUCAACGAGUUGAAGCAGAGUUCAUUUAUAUAUAAAUAUAGAUAUCUAUAUAUAUACAUACUUAUACACGGAUAUAACAGUUAUAUAUAUACAGAAGUGUGUGUACAAACAGCUGUGAACACCAAAAAGUGGCCUAAAGGAGCAUCCAACCCAAAUAUAAAAACCACAAAUAAUUCCCCUCACAAGUGCUUUGAAAUUGUUUCGUAAUUGUAAUGCCUCGAGUUAAAAAAGAGUUAACCAACGAUGCCGAUAAAACGAUAUUCGAUACAUUAUAUAUAUGUAAAUUACGCAAAACAACUAUUUAUAAUAUUAUUAAACGAACCGAUGAGCUCUUCAAGCCUCUUGAGCACCGCCUUUUUCGCUAGUUGUACCAAGUCUACCAUAAUGUUAUGUCACCCCUAAAUCCCCGAUAUGUAUAAUCAAAGUAACCCCCACGAAAAUGCGUGCCUAUUUGCCCCGAAUAGGAUUGUAAGCAUGUGUAACCACAACAAAGAAGCCUUUCCACUCGAAAUGGAGCUUUAAAAUUAAUAAAAAACUGUAUUUGAGCAUACCUUAAGCAAAGUUUACCUCACACACACACCAAUCACUCGCACACAAAACACACACACAAAGAGGCAACCCUAAAAAUAUUACGGCUAGGGACUUCACUCGCCGACAAUUGAUAUUACGUUCAGCUUCCAAAACAAGUAAAACAUUUUUAAAAAUUAACAAAAAGAAAAACUUAAACAAGUUUCAACAACUCAGGUCAGGCGAGAGGAGGAGCUGCCAGGGUUGUCGCCACAUUCGAUGUUAAAUGUAAUUCGUAACUGUAAAUGUUAACUGUAAACCAUAAUUGUAAAUGGCAGAAUGCAAUCAAGUCCAUUAUGUUAGGAGAGUUCCCGCUUGUAAAUUUGUUUAUUUUUGUAUUAUUUCUCGAUUUGUUUGUUGGUUUUUCGAUUAAUAUUUUCUAAUAUAUAUAUAUCUACAUAAAUACGACAUUAAAGCGUCGAUUGAGUUUGAGUUUGGGGUUCGUGGGCUUCGCUUCCGCCAGCAGCUGAAAGGCAGAAAUAUCUUAAUAAUAGAGCAUUGUAGAAGUAGAUCAACAUCAUCGGAAAGCCAUCCAUCGCUCUCAUCCACACAGGACUACUCCAUUCUUUAGUAGCGCAUCAUCAUUUUACCACUUCGACCUCUGACCUGCACCUCAACCCGGACCCUUCAUCAGCUUUUAGUUUUAGGCUACACAACGUUUGUUUAAUAAAAGAAAAAACUUAAACACAACAUGCGCUACGAAAGUACCUGGACAAAUGUAACGAUUAACGAUCAACAAAACCGAUUUAUCAAUCUUGGUUAUUGUCUUUAAAAACAAGAAUAUCGCAAAAGAAUCGCAAUCAGCUGCAGGCAGAAACGACCCAAAAAAACCCCUUCAAGCUAAAGAGUCCGUUUAUUUGUAUAGCCCUAGAACCAUAUAACUAUAUCCAUGUAUAUUGCUAAAGAUAUUGAUAAAGUUACAAAAUUUAUAUGUGUAUAUGUCCACAAACAGCAGAAGCAAGCAACAAACAAAGAAAACUCCCACAAACUGUGCUAAAACAAACGUAAGAAAUAAUAUAUGAAAAAUGUGUCGAGAGAGUCUAGAUGUUAUUUGUGUAAUUUUGACCAGAGCAAAACUAUACGGAAAAUAGAUCUAGCUGACUAACCAUGUGAAAGCCAAGCAAGAGGAACAAGAGAAAAACAGAUAAACAGCAACCAAGCAAGCAAGCCCAAUCAAAUCUAUGUCUAACUGAGCGAUAAUUGAUAGUCGAUAAUGUUAACUCUCAUCCAACAAGUCAUCCUUAUCCAGUGUGUUUCAUGUUAUUCCGUAGACGUGCCCGUAUCUCUAACGCUCGCUGUAUCCGCAUCUAUAUCUGUAACUCUAACUGUCUCUGUAAACCAUCUCCGAUCCGACCACAACCGAUCACACUCUAAAAGAACUACAAUAAAAAUUCAAGUUUAAUAUCCAA
This is a messenger RNA of Drosophila biarmipes, 6890 nucleotides long. It is a transcript of the gene Atf3, whose product is annotated as activating transcription factor 3. Gene Ontology annotation, molecular function: DNA-binding transcription factor activity, RNA polymerase II-specific; RNA polymerase II cis-regulatory region sequence-specific DNA binding. Bases 1433 to 3238 code for a protein of 601 amino acids. NCBI's taxonomy places the organism in Eukaryota, Metazoa, Arthropoda, Insecta, Diptera, Drosophilidae. Gene Ontology annotation, biological process: regulation of transcription by RNA polymerase II. The transcript has 5 exons. Gene Ontology annotation, cellular component: nucleus. The record is from RefSeq and is a predicted model, not a curated record.